This is a messenger RNA of Candida albicans SC5314, 138 nucleotides long. RefSeq lists its product as uncharacterized. The transcript has a single exon. The coding region runs from base 1 to 138 and encodes 45 amino acids. The record is from RefSeq and is a predicted model, not a curated record. NCBI's taxonomy places the organism in Eukaryota, Fungi, Ascomycota, Pichiomycetes, Serinales, Debaryomycetaceae.
AUGUGUGGUGCCAAUAAUACUUCAAGUCAAACUUCAACUUCAACUUCUACAUCAACCAAACCAAAUCAAUGUUGUGGAAGCUCAUGUAAAUGUGGGUCUUCUUGCUCGUGUGCUUCAUGUAAUACUACCAAAUUAUAA